This is a messenger RNA of Trypanosoma brucei brucei TREU927, 624 nucleotides long. RefSeq lists its product as hypothetical. NCBI's taxonomy places the organism in Eukaryota, Euglenozoa, Kinetoplastea, Trypanosomatida, Trypanosomatidae. Gene Ontology annotation, molecular function: metal ion binding. The record is from RefSeq and is a predicted model, not a curated record. The coding region runs from base 1 to 624 and encodes 207 amino acids. The transcript has a single exon.
AUGAGCGUGGGCAAACCUAUCACACGUGACUCUUCCAAACAACUCUGGCGGCACAUCAAAUCAAGUGGGGAAGAGGAGUUGACUUACACGCAUAAUCCAUAUGAUGACUCCCCAAAUCGCCGUAAGGAACGGGAAAAAUCUCUAAAUGUCUGCCGUCACUACGCGGAGGGUCGUUGCAAUCGCGGUAGCACUUGCCGUUUCCACCACGAGACGCGGCACAACAUCAUCGUAACGCCACACGUCACUCCCAAAUUCUCAAGCAUUGCCCCCCUCAAGGGAUUACCAACAUCACCGCUUGGAGCAUAUUUGAGUUCACCUCCCAACAGAUCGUGUAAUGGUUGCUUGCUUUCGCCUACGCAUCACAACAACAGUAUGAGUUACAACAGCAGCACGAACAGUUCCAUGAAAAUAUUGAGUGAAUCCUCCAGCACUAUUCCUCACCUUCAGCUUCCUGAGAGCUUAUCAACUCACUGCCGCUCUUCCACUUAUGUUGCGUCAGGUAUGAAUGGGGAGCAACCGCCCCAUGACGUUUUGAUAUUGAGUUCGUCGCUUGGUUCUUUGAAUGUUGGCGAUCAUGUUUCCAGAAAUAACGGCGGCUUUUUGCUUACUGCGCAGCAAAGGUAA